This is a messenger RNA of Coregonus clupeaformis (lake whitefish), 5617 nucleotides long. RefSeq names its product bromodomain containing 4 (gene brd4). Gene Ontology annotation, cellular component: chromatin; nucleus. Lineage: Eukaryota; Metazoa; Chordata; Actinopteri; Salmoniformes; Salmonidae. The record is from RefSeq and is a predicted model, not a curated record. Gene Ontology annotation, biological process: positive regulation of transcription elongation by RNA polymerase II; chromatin remodeling. The coding region runs from base 583 to 5511 and encodes 1642 amino acids. The transcript is spliced from 21 exons.
CAGCAGAGCCAUUUUCACCGUUGAAUAACCACCGCACGCCGCUUGCUGUGUGUUUGAGAGAGAGGGAGAGAGAGAAGAGCUUUGAGUGAGAGGAAAGAAGAAGCUCUCCUCCUGGAUAAAUUUUUUUACCGGAGCUCCCUCCUUCCUUUCUCUCUCUUGCUGCUUGUGUGUGUGAGUGGGGGAGGCCCGGGGUGGACACACACAAUGGGGCGAGGAGCCUGUGGUUACUGGGCUGAUUUGCUGCUGCUGAGAGGGGGAGGGGGUAGAGCGAAGGAGACCGGCACACACAGCUAACUCAGCCAGCCGGCUCCAGCCAGGCCUUCACAGGCACAAUCUUACCCCGCUCCCUGGCUCUUUUUCAGUUUUUUUUUAUUUUUUCAAGGAAUACCCCUCACUUAAACCUGGAUCUAUGGAUUAAUCAUGUGUGUGGAUUAUUGUGGAUGGAUUUUGUGAAACGGAUCUAGAUUGGAACCUUGAACAGAACCGAUCUCUCUCUUCCUGUGUUUGUGGGGAAAGGAGAGAAAGGGAGCCAAACUUCUCCUUUUUUCUUUUUUUUUGCUUUGUGUUGAGGGAAGCUUCUAGAUGGAUUACAAGAUGCAUGCCAAGUCUAACGAUCUGCUGGAUUUUCAGACUCUGGAUGCCCUCUUGGAAAAAAUGGCACAUUAUUCUUCUGUCUCUGUGAAAAGAGAGCCUAGUGAGGAGUGCAAUGGAAUCAGCGGUGCUCUCUCAGUGGAGUCAUCCGCGCCGCCAUCGAGACUGAACUGGUGUCCCGCCGCCUCCGCGGCCACCGCCGCCCCUGCCCCAACCCUCACCCCUGCUCCGGCCCCUGUGCCCGCGCCCCCAGUCACCUCCACAAGAAUGGGGGACGGCCUGGACGCAACUACGGUGCAGAUGUCUUCGUCAGGGAGCAGUAGCAGCAGCCACGGGGGGCAGCCCCAGUCCUCCACCUACGUACCCACCGUGCCAGAGUUUAACCCACCGCCCCCAGAGUACAUCAACCCGUCGCGGCCCAAGCGGCAGACCAACCAGCUGCAGUACCUGCUGAAGGCGGUGCUGAAGACCCUGUGGAAGCACCACUUCUCCUGGCCCUUCCAGGCACCCGUCGACGCCGUCAAACUCAACCUGCCGGACUACUACAAGAUUAUUAAAGUUCCUAUGGAUAUGGGAACAAUCAAGAAGCGACUUGAGAACAGCUACUACUGGAACGCGCAAGAAUGUAUUCAAGACUUCAACACCAUGUUCACCAACUGCUACAUCUACAACAAGCCUGGAGAUGACAUAGUGUUAAUGGCUGAGCAGCUGGAGAAGAUGUUUCUCCAGAAGAUCACUGAGAUGCCCCAGGACGAGACGGAGAUCGCUGUCAUGACCGGCAAGGGACGAGGCCGGGGCCGACGGGAAGGAGGUCUGAACUUGAAGCCAGGCCCGACUAUGGAUUCUCCGUCCACCACCCCCCAGACGCGGGGCUUCUCCAGCCACUCCCCGGGCCCCCAGACCAGAGGACCACCAGUGCAGCAACAGACCCAGGACCAGGGGCCCCCAUCUCUACCUCCUCAGCCCCUCAUACAGGCCCUGCCCACCCGCGUGCCCCCAACGCUACCUGUCCACACCCAUGCCCACGCGCCACAGCUGGGGCCCCCCUACUCACUGGGCCCGUCGGACCUGCCUCUCCCGGCCCCUCCCAAGCUCCCUAUUAUGACCUCUGUGCCUCCUCUCCCCACCCAGACCACCCUGCCCCCCACGUCCAUCCAGAGCACCGCCCCCAUAAUGCAGAACCCCGUGCCCAUGGCCAAACAGAGAAAGAGCCAGAAGAGGAAAGCAGACACAACCACCCCCACGGCCAACGACCAGCUGAGCGAGUCCUCUCCGGCCGAGUCCAAGUCGGGGAAGACGCUGCCGCGGCGAGAAAGCGCCAGGCCCAGCAAGCUUCUCAAGGAGGCUCCAGACUCCCAGCACCACCUGGGCCUCGGGAUAGGUCUCGGUCUAGGGGGACCCGUAGGACCAGGUUUAGGGUCUCAUAGCCCCAAGCAGCAGGAGCAACUACGGUACUGCUCCAGCUUGGUCCGAGACAUGUUACAUAAGAAGCACGCUGCCUACGCCUGGCCUUUCUACAAGCCAGUGGACGUGGACAUGCUGGGGCUGCACGACUACCACGACAUCAUCAAACACCCCAUGGACCUCGCCACCGUCAAGGUGAAGCUGGACAACAGGCAGUACAGAGACGCCCAGGAGUUUGCUGCCGACGUGCGGUUAAUGUUUUCCAACUGCUACAAGUACAACCCACCCGACCACGAGGUGGUGGCUAUGGCACGCAAACUACAGGACGUGUUUGAGAUGCGCUUCGCCAAGAUGCCAGACGAGCCCGAGGAGACCUUGGCUUCGACUCCUGCCCCCGCGCUGCUCCAGUCCUCCGCCCCCAUCAUCAAGUCCCAGCCGCCGCCCAUCCUAAAUCCAGCCUCUUCCAUUCUAGGUCCAGCCUCCUCGGUCAAACGCCCUGCUUCCUCCUCGGACAGCUCCAGUGAUUCGUCAUCGGAGUCGGAAUCCUCCACCAACGACUUGGAGGAGGAGAGAGCCCAGAGACUGGCCGAGCUACAGGAACAGCUCAAAGCUGUCCACGAGCAGCUGGCGGCCCUCUCGCAGCCACAGGCCAGCAAACCAAAGAGGAAAGAGAAGGAGAAGAAGAAAGACAAAAGGAAAGGAGCGGUGGAGGAGAUCCCGGAGCCGGCCAUCCAGUUCCCCAAGAAGACCAAGAACAACAGCAGCAGCAGCAGCAAGGAGCUGCUGCCCAAGAAGACCAAGAAACCCAGUAAGAAGGAGGGAGGUGCGGUGAAGAACAACCGCUCUGCAGCCGUGGGCCCUCAGGCAGCGCUGCAGCCCCCAACUCUGCAGCCCGUGUCGGGCUUGAGGGAGGGCCAGGAGGAGGGCCCGGCUGCAGCCGGAGCCCCCGGGGAGAAGGGUAAACCCAUGUCGUACGAGGAGAAGAGGCAGCUGAGUCUGGACAUCAACAAGCUGCCCGGUGACAAGCUGGGUCGUGUGGUCCACAUCAUCCAGUCCAGAGAGCCCUCGCUGAAGAACUCCAACCCCGACGAGAUCGAGAUCGACUUUGAGACGCUCAAGCCGUCCACGCUGAGGGAGCUGGAGAGAUACGUGUCGUCGUGCCUCCGCAAGAACAAGAAGAAGGUUCCUGGUUGUCUUGAGAAGAUGUCGAGUCACGUGCUGCCCUCUCCUAUAGUGGCAGAGAAGACCAUGGAGGCCAUGACGGCCGCCAAGACCAAGGCCAGCUCCUCAUCUGACUCGGACAGCAGCGACUCCAGCUCCUCAGACAGUGAUGAGGAGAAGGGAAUAGCUCCUAAACAGAAGAAAGGCCACGGGACCAACGAAGGGAAGAAGACCCAUCUCCACCAUGCCAUGUCUGGAGCUGGUCCCCUCCCCCAGGGCCACCCUCACCCCCAGGCCCACCCUCACCCCCAGGCUCCUGUCCUGCAGCCCAGCAUCCACCUGAAGCACCAGCAGCACCAUAACCCUUCCCCCGCCACCUACAUAGCCCCUCCUCCCCCAGUAACGGUCACGGCGUUGGAGUCCUCCCAGCUGCUGGAGAACACGUUUGAUUCGCUGCCCCACUUCGGCCAGCAGCCCCUCAUGCACCUGUCCCAGCACCACCACUCCUCGUCGCCUGCCGUGCCCCCCCACCUCAACGCUCACUCCGCAGCAGGGCCUGUGUCCCCAGAGACGCACCCCUUUCUCAACCAGCACCCCAUCCUCCCCAACCCUAACCCAGCUUUGCACAACGCCUUGCCCCAGCAGCCGUCUCGACCCAGCCACAGGGCAGCAGCUCUACCUCCCAAACCCCCCCAGCAGCAGCAACCAGCGCCCCAGCCCCAGCCAACCCUACAACAACAACAGCAACAACAACAACAGCUCCAGCCACAAGCCCCUCCACCCCAGCAUCACCUCCCGCCCCACAUCCUCCACCCCGCCCCCCCCCAGUCCCUGCAGCAGCGGCCCCUGUCCCCCCCCACCCUCACCCCUCAGGGCCUGCUGUCCUCCCAGCCCCCUCAGAUGCUCCUGGAGGACGACGAGGAGGUGAUUCCGCCCUUACCCCUCAGCCAGGUGCAUCUCUACCUGCAGCAGCUCCAGCAGGGACAGAGCCAGGGACGACCUGGCCAACAACCACACAAUCCCCAGCAGGUCAUGCAGUCUCUCCAGGUUCGCCAACAACAGAACCAGGCUCCCCUCCUGCAGUCUGUACAGGUGCAGCCCUCCCAGCCCUCUCUUCAGCCGCCCCAGCUCUCGGUCCAGCCCCCCCAGGCCCAGUCCAAGCCCACCCCCCCCUCGCGCCACCCCCAGCAAAUCCUCCCCCCGCACCAGGUAGCCCGCCACCUGCAGCAGCAUGCCCAAAUGGGUUUCCCCUCCCAGGGGCCGGGGGUGCAGCAGACGGGUCAGUCAGACAGGCAACACAAGGGGUCCAUGCAGUCCUCCACCAAAGCACAGCACAUCAUCCAGCAACAGCAACAUCCCUCCCCUCGACAGAUCAAGGCUGAUCCAUACAACAGCGGGCACCUAAGGGAGAACCCCUCCCCCAUCAUGAUGCAUUCCCCCCACCUCCCCCAGUAUCCCCCUAUAACGCACCAGUCUCCACCACACAACCUGCAGCCCAAGAAAGAGCAGCGUGCACCCCCGGCCCUGGUAGGCUUGAAAGAAGAGAAGCUGCCUCCCUCUCCAGUGAUGAGAGGAGGAGGAGAGCCCUUCAGCUCAGCCAUGAGACAAGACCCUCACAAACACCCAGACAGCCACAGCAAGCCCUCGCUACCCGGCCACGCACAGCAGAGUGAGUACACUGCUGUGAAGACGACGGACAGCUCUCGGCCGGUCAUCCGUUCCUCAGAGCCCAGCGGUCCUCCCUCCUCCUCUCUGCCAGACAAGGACAAGUUCAAACAGGAGCCCAAAACGCCUGUCGCCCCCAAAAAGGAUGUGAAACUGAAGAACAUGGGUUCGUGGGCCAGCCUGGCCCAGAAGUCCACGUCGGCGCCCUUGUCUGCAGUGAAGUCGUCUAGCGACAGCUUCGAGCAGUUCCGCCGGGCCGCCCGGGAGAAAGAGGAGAGAGAGAAGGCUCUUAAGGCCCAGGCAGAGCAGGCUGAGAGGGACAAACUGCGCCGGGAGCAGGAGAAACUACGGGGUCGUGACAGGGAUGAUGAGGAUAUCCUUGAGCCUCAGCAGCAGCAGUCGAGGAGGGUUCAUGAGGAGCCUCGAAGCAGACGGCUGGAGCAGCAGCAACACAUCCAGACCCCCCAUCCUCAGCAGCAACCCCAGGCACCAGCCCCCCAGGCCCAGCCCGCUGCCCUCCCCCAUCCCCCACAGGCCCCCACACCGCCCCAGCCCUCAGCCCAGGACCAGCAGAGGGAGCUAGCGCGACGCCGCGAGCAGGAGAGGAGGAGGAGAGAGGCGAUGGCGGCGACCAUCGACAUGAAUUUCCAAAGCGACCUGAUGGCUAUCUUUGAGGAGAACUUGUUCUGAUGACGAGAGAACCCCCAGAAACUUAAAACACAUAACGGAAUAAUGAAUAUGGAAUGGAACAUUUCUUAUGAAAUGGAAUCUUCUGUAUGACAUCACAGAUGGUGGG